Fusarium fujikuroi IMI 58289 is the source of this 1599-nucleotide messenger RNA. RefSeq lists its product as uncharacterized. The coding region runs from base 1 to 1599 and encodes 532 amino acids. NCBI's taxonomy places the organism in Eukaryota, Fungi, Ascomycota, Sordariomycetes, Hypocreales, Nectriaceae. The record is from RefSeq and is a predicted model, not a curated record. The transcript is spliced from 2 exons.
AUGGCCGAGGAAGCAGAAGCCGAUCGCUAUAUGGAUGAACUUUGGGGUAUUUGCUUGCAACGGUUCAUGGUAGAUGCCCUCUCAUGCCCUCGCAACACUUAUCCCACAGUACAUCACAUCGGAAAGCUCUUCGAAAAUCUCGCCCACAUGCUUCCCCGCGAAAAGCUUUCGACAGGGAUGAUACAAAGUGGAUUCCAUCAUAUCGUCCGCUGGGCAAAUGCCUCUUUUGAAGGAUGGGUGCUGACCGAGAGCGAUGUUGAAGCCCUGAACGCCAAAAUCCAAUACCUCGUUGAGCACCAAGUUGCUAUCAAUGACGACCAUGAUGUCGAUGGCGAGAGAUUGUUGGUGUCAAUGAACCUAGCCGCCACGUUGAUUAGGAUCCUAUUACAGCAGUCGAUCGAUGAUGGGGCCAUCAGUUGGGAUUCCACGUUACAGGUACUAUUGUCCAUUGCAUUGAUUUCAGCAACUGGGGCAAAGGCAGGAGAUAUGUCUCAGCAUCGGUGCCACCAGGGUAACAAAUGUCUCUGCUGGGAACAUAUCUCCAUUUCAUGGAAACCUGAGACUGGCCGAUUGGAAGCCGUGAUAUCAUUCAAAUUCUGUCAUCGUUUCAAACAAGACCCGGAUGUCAACCUGACAGUCACACUUCAAGAGAUUCAAGACCCCUCGAUUGGCUACGCUUGUCCAAUUAACAUACUUCUUGUUUGGGCACUUCGCACCGGCGCCGUCCGCCAGACAUCAAUGAAGCAACUGCAUGACUAUAUUGUGAAUCAUCCGGACAACAACAAAAUCUGGUGCCGGCCGACUGAUCCAGUCUUAUGCUCCUCUAGUGUCGGUUCAGGGGUCCUGAAUUUCGACACGCCCAUUCAACUCCGGUCAUUGCAGAACCUGUUCAAGACACUCACAAAAACUGUUGGUUUGAUGGAGAAAGGUGAGCUCGACUCCGGCUCUCGAUCCCAGUUAGAACUUGCAGAUGGGUAUCCCCAUAAGCAGAUAUCAAAGAGGACCAGGAACUCGCGAGGGGAUGUCCUCCGAUUAUGCCAAGAGUUAGGCCUCAAUCCCGGCGAUCGCAAAGAGCGAGAUAGAGCUUCGAAGGAACUCAGAAAGCGAAAUGAGCUUGGUCACCACCCCAUCAACCUGUCUUCAGCCCACGGUGGUACCAAUACAUUGUAUGAUCCCACUCCAAUUGACCCCAACAAUGAGGCCAUCCUGAACGACUCUAUGAUCGACAGGAACAGACAUGCCGAAAAUGAUGCCAUUACGGAUAAGUGGCUGUUGCAGCAACUGGAGACAGGUUGUGUGCACGGAAUGGCUCGCGCAACACAUCUUCUAAGUAACCCUACUGUUCUCGGCAAGCGAAGUGGAACAUUCUUUCAUGGAGACAUCCAAGCCAUGUUCAUCUUGUUAUCACGUAUCAACGAGUAUAGAUAUCAACACGACGACGACGAAGCAUUGCCAUCGACCGCCCGGCAUGGUGGGAGCAGAGCCGAGCCGACACGUUUCCGAUAUUUGUGCAAAGAAGAUGGAUGUGAUACGACCAGGUCUACGUUGAAGGAAAUGAACAGCCACGUAUUGAAAUAUCAUGGCGCUGGAUCGGAUUGA